AUGGAUGGAUUGCCAAGGUUUUCAUUCCAGAGCGGUGGUUCAAGCGCGAUAGUUACACGCAUCUUACAAAUUGCUGUUGGUCUUUUUGUUACAACCACAGAUUUUCCAACAUUUGAAACAAAAGACUACUUGAAAGUUCCCACCUAUGAUUGCUCAUUCAAUGAAGCAUGUCGUUGGGCACCUGGUGGAUUUGGCGAAGAACGAUGGAGAUUGGCGACCACAAAUCCUGAUACAUUUCUUUGGUUUGCAGCUACAGGAACAACAUUAAAACCUAAAAGUCCAUAUGCGCUGAUGGAACUUCGCGGUAAAGCAUCUGAAUGGUUAAUGACCGAUGCGAUCGAGUGCCAAAACGGCAGCGCAAUGCUCUCGUUUAUGUACUGGACAAUCGGAGACGCUGAUCUCGAAAUUUGUUUAACAGAUGAUUUGGGGAACAAAUACAACUGCACCGGUAUGCUUCAGGCACGUACUAUGCCUGGGAAAGUAUCGUUGAAGAUACCUGAGCUACAACGGCCAUAUCAUAUUUCAAUAUGUCCUAACAACGGCCCCGGAGUUAUCGCGAUUGAUAACAUCAAGUACGAUGCUCUGCCGUGUGUACCGGAACGAUUGCUGAGAACCCGUCCAGGAUCUUUCAUCAGUGAAACAUAUUUCGAUAUCCACAUGUUUUUGUCCCUUUUUUAUUUCUAUUUUCAAAAACCGACGGCCUUGAAUUUACUACCAAAUCGGUACAUCCGUAUAAGUGGCCCUUAUCGCAUCACGGUUUUCAGAAAAUCUGCGGCUACAACUAAAGAACCAUUGCUGCCACUGGCGGCGACAACAAUAGAUUCAAUAACGACUGAGUCGACUACUGUAGAUUUGACGACAAUAACAGAAACUACAACUGCAACAGCAACCACAACCACGACAUCAACAACAACAACUACAGCGACAACAACAACAACGCCGACAACGACGACGACGACAACGACUACAGAAAGACCAUUUGAUGUCUUAAUUCUUGGAAAUAAGACUUCACCUUUUCACGACAGACGUCAAAGGCGCUUUUUGAGCGAUACUUCUCAACUUCUCUGUGAUUUUAGUGCUGAAUUUCCCUGUCGAUGGGGGCCUGAGUCAGGUAGAUGGGGUAUCAUCCAAGAAGGUGCAAUACCUUCAUUGGAAGCAACAAAUAAAGUCUUACCUGCAUAUCCAGCAGCUGUUGUCAUUCAAGGGUCGGCAAUGCUGUCUAGUGAUCCCCUUAGAUGCCAAACCGGCACUGGUAAAAUUCUAUUCCGGUACUGGAGUAACACAAAAAUUUUUCUACAAGUAUGUGCUCUGGGUUACGGCACUAAAAGCAUGAAAAUUGAAUGUUAUGACAGAAGUAAGAAAAAGCAGUCAUUCAACGAUCGGACUCUGGCCGUUUUUGAUUUAUUAAACCCAAUAGACGAACCCUUCACUUUAAACAUUGUACCACAGUGGGGCAGGCUCAAUCACAAUGAAUAUUUGGUAAUCGACGAAAUUGCUUAUAUAGGAGAAUGUGAUUUGGACAAACUGGAAAAGAAAACAAAACUUAUUGAGGAGACCUCAGUGAUACCAAUGAAAUCUGUUUUUACAACGAAACAUUUAGGGAAUUCAACAAAAUCAGCUCCUUUCAGUCUGUGGAUGUCCACAACAAGGCAAACAUCGAAUCAUCAUUUAUUUACUCCAUCGACGUUGGAGACACGUGAAGGCAGAACCAGCAGCACUACGGCAAUGGGCACAGCAACAGUGGUUCCAGUUACAGAACCGACACAAAUAUCCUCGACAACUUCGGCUACAAGGACAAUAACAAGUGAUGCAACAAUAAUGACAGAAAUGACUACACCAGUAGUACCAGAACCGUAUACGACUCCGUUUCGCUCCUCAACAGUUCUGCUCCUGUCCACUAAACCACCAAUGCCAACCCCUCGUCCAUUUGUUACUUUAAGUAAUCACACACACAUUCACACUGCGACACCUACGUCUUCAGUAGACGUUGUAAACCCGGGAAUCGAAAAAAGUACACUACCACCUGAAUCUUUCACAGUUGGCUAUACCCCGUACACCUUUCCGGUUACUGACGGUUACAUAAUGUCUAGGAAUUACUGUAGACUGUUGAACUGCAACUUUGAAGUGAACGCCUGCAAUUACCUCAACCAUGGACUUACAAAGUCUCCUUGGUCGUUAAGAACUCGAGGAUACGGCUUCCCGUUGUCACGUUACAGUGAUAUUAAAAUGCCACCAUCCAGAGGCCAAUUUGUAAGCACGCUACUGGCACCAGGAGAAUUUGCGAUUCUAGAAUCUCCAAAGUUCAAUAUGACACGCGGACUGAAUGUUUUGCUCUUCCAGUACUACAGGCCUUCAUUCUACUCAACUAUAAGACUGUGCAUCGGAAGUCAUUAUUCUAAUCCGUAUCGUACAGUCAAUUCGUUUUUACAAUGCCCUCCGGUUCUCCGAUCAACGUCAUCAAGAAAUGCCCAUCGGUGGAACACCGCGCAUGCACAGUUACCCCCUGGUACCACUCAAUUUUAUCUGGUCGCUCAUAAUGUACCAACGGCAAGGGAGAAAACUGCAGUCGGUAUUGACAACAUUCGAGUUGCAAUCUGUGAACCAAGAGUAGACAGAAUAAGCGACUACGAUGGCAUUUUUGAGAGUACUGAAAAAUAA
This is a messenger RNA of Enterobius vermicularis (human pinworm), 2658 nucleotides long. NCBI's taxonomy places the organism in Eukaryota, Metazoa, Nematoda, Chromadorea, Rhabditida, Oxyuridae. The record is from the annotation of a GenBank genome assembly.